Messenger RNA from Kazachstania africana CBS 2517, 3312 nucleotides. RefSeq names its product Ask10p (gene ASK10). The record is from RefSeq and is a predicted model, not a curated record. Lineage: Eukaryota; Fungi; Ascomycota; Saccharomycetes; Saccharomycetales; Saccharomycetaceae. The transcript has a single exon. The coding region runs from base 1 to 3312 and encodes 1103 amino acids.
AUGUCUGAUUAUUUCAGUGUAAAGCCUCCUGGCAGUGCUGCUGAUAGUGGUUCAUCCACUCCGUCUCAGUUGAAACCUAACUAUAAUAGGACUUCGUCCAGAGGCAUGGGGGAUGACGCUUCUUCUAUUCAUUCUAGUAACUCUCAAUAUCUUAUGGAUGCUCUCCCCGAUAAUUUAACUCUGAAAGAUAAUGUAACUUAUUCACAUAUUAACACUAAGGAUUACAUUUUGCCAAAGACUGAUGAGAAAUCGCCUUAUUAUGUUGGUGUUCCUAUUCCAAACCCUCUACCUUCUCCAGGUAUCGCUAAUGAAAGUACUCCGUCUGUGGAUGCAUCCACCGCCCCCUCUGAAGGAGAAUCAGAAGCUUAUUUGGUCAGAGAGUAUCCUACAGAUAUUCUGGCUGAUAGAUUUUAUAAAUGGAGAAAGAUCUUAAAGGCUCUGAUUGCAUACUUGAGAGAAGUUGCCUAUGCUCAGGAACAAUUUGCAAGAGUUAACCAUCAUUUGAAAAGCUCAGUCAAAUUCUCCUUUUUAACUGAUAUCCAAGAUGGUUCCAAUAAACUUUACGACCCAUUAUUAUCUACAAAGAAUCAACAACCACUAACGAGAGCUCAACAGAAAUUAAAAGAACAAGAAAUGGAAAACGGUAUUGGUCUAUUAGAUGCUGAAAACCCUAUUUUCAAUAACACUCAUUACAAGGAAAAUAAAAAUCGCAGCAGUACUGCUGCAUCAGGUUUCAUGAAUUUUGGAACCGGUUCCAUUCAAGAUAUUCAAGUUAUAUUAAAGAAACAUCAUUUAGCACAGGCAAAUCAACAAUUUAAAGUAUCAAAAGAAAUCGUUAACUCAUUAAUUCCCAACUUGGAAAAUUUACGUAAAGAUUUACAGUUCAAAAUUAAAGACAUUAAAGAUCUUCACAACGAUUUCAGAACAAACAUCAAUGCACACAUCAAAUUAACAGGUCAGUUAUUGAACAAAUACAUCGGAUCAAUCAAAUAUAUGAAUACUCAUGACUCAUUAAACAAUUUACAACCAAAACAUGACCCUUAUUUGUUAAAGUUACAACUGGAUUUACAAUUGAAAAGACAGACAGCUGAAGAAAACUAUUUACAAGAAGCUUUCGUAAAUUUACAGACAUCAGGGUUAAAACUAGAAAAGAUCGUUUAUUCAAAGAUUCAGAACUGUUUACAACGUUAUUCUGCUUUAAUUGAUUCAGAAGCUCGUUUGAUGAUCAAAAAUGUCUGUCAAGAACUACAACAUGGUAUAUUAUCAAAACCUCCAGCAAUGGAAUGGGAUAAUUUUGUAUCCCACCAUCCAUUAUGUUUAAUCAAUUGGAAAUCAAAUGAUCCAAUGCCAAACCCAAGAAAAAUUUCAGAUAUUGUUUAUCCAAAUAUGAAGUCCCCUAUAGCAAAAUGUAUUAGAGCAGGUUAUUUUAUCAAAAAAUCUAAUUUUGCUAAAGAGUAUAACAAGGGAUAUUUUGUUUUGACGCCAAAUUUUCUUCAUGAGUUCAAGACUAGCGAUUUCUUUAAUAUGGGUUCUAAGAACACUUCAACGUCUACUACUAAUAUGACCGAUGUCAGUUCUUUAAGCGUAGCAACUCCUUCUACCUCCUCAUCAACAGUCAACCUUAUCCACAACCCUCAUCACCAUAAAAAAGGUAAUUCAUUUAUUCCAAUUUUGAGUAUACCGUUGAAUGAAUGUCAGCUAAUCGAUUCAACUGCGGAUUCUUUCACGUUGAAAGGUAGGGCAUCCUUCAUAGAAUUUCAAAGAACUGCAUCAGGUCAACAUCACUCUCGUUCCAAGUCAACCCCAUAUAAACUGGAACAAAAUGCUUUGCCAAAUGCAUCUGCGGCUAAAAAGUCUACUUUUUCAAAAUUAUUGAGACCAGUAAAGUCAAAACACCAAAAGAAAGAAGAUCUAAUUAAGAAACAGAAAGAGGCUGAAAUUAUAGAUACAAGAAAGCAGGAAUCAACAAAUGGUGCCACUUGGACUUUUAAACCAAUCCAAGAAUCACCAACUGAUGAAGAAAAGAAGCAUUUCAAGAAGUGGAUUCAAGACUUAAACACUUUAACUUCUUUCAGUAACGUUAAUGAAAGAAUUAAAUUUCUUGAUGAAAGGAUCCUAAAGGGAUAUCACCAAAGAUCAAAGAGUGCGGGUGUUAGACUAACAGCUUCCAAUCACACUCCCACCUCUGAAUUUAAUGGAAAUGCUUCCUCGUACUUCGAACAAAACUCUCCUAUGCAAACCAACCAAAGUGGGGGGAGACCUCAUUAUAUUCAACUACAAAAUACGAACAACCCUUCUUCAAUUGAACUAAAUUUCCGCUCAAGAAUAAACACACCUGCGAUCGAUGAUAAUGGGAAUUUGAUAACCAUGGCAGAAAGAAGACCAGGCCCACUCUCUAAUGGUUCAUACUUCUCUUACUCUCCAUCACAUUCGGGAACAUAUACUCCAGCUUUGUCCCCAAAUUAUUCAUUCAACUCGGAUGGAUCAAAUAACAGCCAAUCUUCUGGUCAACAGCAAUAUGUAGUCAACACUCCUGCUGGUAUCUCCAUUACCAGUAAUGGCAUCAGACAGGUUCAUUCUUUAACUAAUAUUGCGCGUCACCAAAGAAAUGUCUCUUUACCAAAUUCUUUAAUGGCAAUGAAUAAUAAUGUUGUUUCAGUACAUUCUCCAAACAGUCUGAACUCUGACAAUAGUCAAGGUGGCUAUUUUGCAAUUCCUUUACACAGUGGCGAUCAACAGCAACAACAACAGGUUUCUCCCAAUCUAUCUAGAAUUACUACGUCUCAUAAUAGUAGCAUAAUUGUCACAGCCCCCUCUCCAAACCCGGAGGAACUGACAAAGAAAAUGACAUUCCCUCUUUCAAGGACCUCAAGCCGCGGUACAACGACAGUAGGCACAAGACAUGCAUCUAUUGGAUCUCAAAAUACCAUUCCGAAGAGUCCAGCCAACGACCAAGAAGUAAAAGAACAAUUACCUAGUCUCCCGCAUCUAAAGAAGACACCAAGUACUGGUAGUCUACCAACUAUGACGGUGACUGAUAAUGGUACUGCUCCUUCGGAUGCACCAUUUUAUCAAAGGGGGAAUGGGAGUGCUACAAAUUUAACUAGCUCAAGAGUUCACACCGUUAGAAAGCACAAGAAGAACGUUUCCUUUAGUUCAUUGAAUAGUUUAAUGUUCUCGAAAAAGAACAAUUCAGGUUUUGCUGGAAACCAAAUUUUACAUGGUGGUGGUAUACUCGAGGCCGAUGAUGAUGGUGACUCUGGUGAUGAAGAUAAAGCUGCUAUUAAACUCAAUAGAUCUAUUUACUCAUGA